AUGGCCGACGAAAUCGAAAAACUACGGCGGGCUCUCGCAGACGCCGAGUCUCGUGUGCUGGAGGAACAGCGACGACGCGAAGAGGCCGAGCAAAUCGCAGAAACAUCAAAGGCACAAGAUCUUAGCUCUUACCUUGAAGCUUGCCACGCUCUGUCUCUUGCCAUCGACAUGGUCACCGAUCGAUCACUGACCACACAAGGCGACACGACGAACCCGGUCGGCCGAAUCUAUCCCAAGCGCAUUGUUCCGUGGGACGACUUUCCUGUGAGGCAAGAGGAGAUCUGGAACAAGCUCGAAGACCCUACCUUCCUUUCCUAA
Thyridium curvatum is the source of this 318-nucleotide messenger RNA. RefSeq lists its product as uncharacterized. The record is from RefSeq and is a predicted model, not a curated record. The transcript has a single exon. The coding region runs from base 1 to 318 and encodes 105 amino acids. NCBI's taxonomy places the organism in Eukaryota, Fungi, Ascomycota, Sordariomycetes, Thyridiales, Thyridiaceae.